AGUUGGGAGCCGGUUCCCCAUCAGGCACCGGCCAUGUGGUCCAAUGAUGGCACGCUGGUACUGUCAGCGGAAAACCGUCGACCGGGCUCGCCCGUCCCCAAGGAACCGACGUUCCCGCCGAGUAGCCGGAGGUGAUGGCUUGUUGUUAACGUGCAGAACGCCCACUUGACGAGGGGCGCAACAUAGCAAUCAUGGUUCCCCGUCAUCCCAUAGCCGUUGCAGUUUUGCAAAGUCGAUUGCCAUCGUACCUUUAUCGACCUCGCCCAAAUUCAUACCAAGACAUUCGUUCAAAGCGAUGGCCACCGUUUCCCGAGACCUUCGAGACACGGACGGCGUGCGGAGGAGAGAGGCAUCACCUCGGCCAGAUCGUCGACGCCGGCCAAGGCUACUGAGAGCCAGCGCGACGGAACCUACCAUCACAACAACAUCAAAUGCCAGCCGUGGCGCUAUAUCGAGCCCGCAAUCGUCGCAAAGGGCCACUGAACUCCUCAGCCGCGUUGCCGUAUACUCGGGUCAUCCUCCCGAGUACUCGCCGACGUCGGGGGCCACUCCCCAUAUGACGGCCAUCGAGAACAUCAAUCUUGUUCGUAGACUGUCACGAUGCCAGCAUUCGACGAUCAAAUUACUGAUACCAGUGUGGCCAGACUCGAACGGCUAUUUCAGCUUUCCCAACUUUGAUGCUUGGGAUGGAGAACGGCGCAGUGAUGAUAAGGAAGAAGACGUAUAA
Molecule: messenger RNA, 727 nt
Organism: Colletotrichum godetiae
Lineage: Eukaryota; Fungi; Ascomycota; Sordariomycetes; Glomerellales; Glomerellaceae
Exons: 2
Coding region: 296-727 (143 amino acids)
Source: RefSeq, a predicted model, not a curated record